AAGCAUUACUAAAGUUAUUGGUUGGUUGAAUGGUGUUAAUAUCGGUAGAACUGAGGUUAUAGGUAGGCUGAGUUAUAUUGAUAUCAGUAGUAUUGAGGCUAUAAGAAGGCUGAAUAAUAUUGGUGUUGGCAAGAUUAAGGCUAUGAGUGGUCAGGAUAUUGGUGCUAGCAGUAUUGAAUGCAUUAAGGAUGUUGGUGUUAGCAGUAUUAGCUGCAUUAAGGUUAUAAGCGACAUUAAUAUUGGUAGCAUUAAGGAUAUGAGUAGUGGUAUUGAGGUUGGUGGCACUAGUGUUGGAGUCUUGGAUGAUAGAUAUCAUGGGAGUAGACUCUAUGAUGUUGAUAUCAGUAGCACUGAGGUUAUGAGAAGGCAGAAUGAUAUUGGUGUUGGCAAGAUUAAGAGUUGCAUUAAAGAUAUGAGUAGCGGUAUUGAGGUUGGUGGCACUAGUGUUGGAGUUUUGGAUGAUAGUAUUAGCUGCAUUAAGGUUAUAAGCGGCAUUGAUGUUGGUAGCAUUAAGGAUAUGAGUAGCGGUAUUGAGGUUGGUGGCACUAGUGUUGAAGUUUUAAACAAUAGGUAUCAUGGGA
This is a messenger RNA of Dentiscutata heterogama, 581 nucleotides long. The record is from the annotation of a GenBank genome assembly. NCBI's taxonomy places the organism in Eukaryota, Fungi, Glomeromycota, Glomeromycetes, Diversisporales, Gigasporaceae.